Juglans microcarpa x Juglans regia is the source of this 925-nucleotide messenger RNA. Its product is annotated as protein LURP-one-related 7-like. Bases 184 to 717 code for a protein of 177 amino acids. The transcript is spliced from 4 exons. Lineage: Eukaryota; Viridiplantae; Streptophyta; Magnoliopsida; Fagales; Juglandaceae. The record is from RefSeq and is a predicted model, not a curated record.
AUUCUAUUCAAGGAAGAAAGUAAACUCCAUUCGUUUUUUAUAAUUAUUUAUUCCACUCUCUCUGACUCUCAUUAUUCUUCGUUUUUAAAUCGCCAACUUCCUACUAACAGAGUCAGGUAAUUAUUGAAUCCCAAUUCCUGCUGGAAGACCCAAUUAGGUUAGAAAUCAUCUUACCGCCUACCCAUGGCUUAUUCCGCUGCGGAAUACCCGACGAAUUUGCCGAUCCCGGUCGACCUCUUCGUGUCCAAGAUACAUACGGGCCUUACGCGUGGCGAUCUCGGGUUCGCCGACACCUCCGGUCGCAUCGUUUUUAAGGUCAACCGUCAGUCUUCCAAAUCCUCGGCUAAUAAGCUAGAAAUCGUUGACGCCACGGGAAAACCUGUAAUUUCCUUGCACCGUAGCGAUAAUGGGUCGUGGAAAGGCUACAAGGGGGACGAUCAGAAGGACUCCAUUUUCACAGUUAGAACUGAAAAAACCGAGUUGCUGGUGUCUCUUGUUAACCCGGCCUCUGAAUUGAAGGUGAAAGGCCAGCCUUCAAUGAAAUCCUGCACCAUCUAUAAAGGCAAUGACAUUGUGGCUCAGACUAGUCUAAUGUACAAGCUUUGUCAGCUGUAUGUUAGUAGGCGUAAAUUUCGGCUAACCAUAUUUCCUGGAUCUGUUGACCAUGCUGUGGUUGCGGCGCUGAUCGUAAUCUUUUUUGAACGAAGAAGAAAAUAGGAAAAGGAAAUGGAUUGAAUAUGUGCAAUUUUCAUGCGUUUCCCUCUCACAGAUCCUUUUUAUGUGAUUCUUGUACUUGGAGCAUCGAACAAGGUUCAUAUAUAUGUCUUCAGCCGUGAGCUGUUGUACUUUUGGUAGUAAGAGUGUAACUCUGUCAUUCUUCCUCUACUUCUAUAUAUUCGCUUGAAAGGGUCAUAGUUGUGUGAAA